GUGUUUCCGUGUGUGGUGUUGUGAUCUUGACAUAGUUUUGAUCAGCCUUAAAGGCAGAUGUUGCACAUUGUGCGUCAUUUCACGCCAAGUGUCCACUCUGCCGAUCGUCACCAUGAAAUCGUCACUUCUACUUUGCUGUGCUUUCUCAGUAGCACUGUCGCUGGCUCAAGUGAACAAGCCGCCUGCAACUGUAACCCCUGCUGAAGAGUUUUUAAGUACGGGCCAGCCUGAUCCCACCAGCAAGGACAUCACAGUCAUGCCCGUGUCCACCACCGUGCACAUUACAACCCACCCUGCGCCCUCCACCAAUGCUACAACCAACCCUGCGCCCUCCACCAAUGCUACAACCAACCCUGCGCCCUCCACCAAUGCUACAACCAACCCUGCGCCCUCCACCAAUGCUACAACCAACCCUGUGCCCUCCACCAAUGCUACAACCAACCCUGCACCCUUAACCAACACCACAACACCUGUGCCCUCCACGAACACAACCAGCAAGCCGACAACCGCUCCUCCUCCUCCCAAGCCCACGCCGCCCGCCGAUUUGAGCGUCGGUAACUACAGCCUGAUGAAGAACAAGGUGGUCUGCCUCAUGGCUCACAUGGCGCUGCAGAUCCGUCUGAUGACACCAAAGGCCAACGGGACCUUUGUGGUUCAGCCCAAUAAGACCAAAGCAGUUGGGGAGUGUCAGGAAAACAAGGCCAACCUUACCCUGGUCUUCCAAGAGGGGUUCAUCACCUUCAUGUUCAACAAGAGCACGGCUGAAAACAUGGUCUAUGUGGAUGCGCUGUCCUUUAACCUCCUCUACCCUUUCAGCACAGCCAACGGACAGUACGCUGCCAGCAACCAGUCGAUGCACAGCUUUGCCGCAAAGAUUGGCCACUCGUACUCCUGCAAGAGCGAGUCACUCUACAUGGGGAAUGGACUGUAUUUGGACGUCAAGCAAGACAGGAUGCAGGCCUUCAAUCUGACCAAGAGCAACGAAUUUGGCAUUACUGAUUCGUGUGUAGCCGACCAGCCAGAUUAUCGCGUGGCCAUUGCAGUGGGUGUCACACUGCUGGUGCUCAUCUUGGUGGUGGUGGUGGUCUACUUCUUGGGCCGCAGGAGGAGGACGGAUGGCUACCAGUCGCUGUGAGGCCACCAUGCCCCAGAUGUGGCUGGGUGAGGCAGAGUGCGCUCUCAGGGGCACUAAAGGGCACAUUUUUCUCAAAGUGUCUCAUUGAAAUCACUUUAUUUUUCUCCACUUUUGACAUUUUGUUUUAGCAUUCUGUUUUAAAUCGAUUUUAUUCAGAGAAUCAUAAUCCUUUGUGGUUGCCUUUUACCAAACUACUUACACAGUACACCCUAAUAUGUUAUUUUGUUACCAUGCAUUUGCAAAAAGGGAUGAUUAAGGUAUGCUAUCUGUGUAAUAAUGACAUGUAAUGUACGAAUCAUAACUGCACUGAUUGCUGUCACAGCUGAGGUUGUGCAUACGCCAGAAGGGAAGCCUUAUUUCUAGCAUUUUGACUUCCAACGACAUAACAUAUGGAUUGUUUACAAUAUAGCUUUUUUUCCCCCAUUUUUUCCCACUUUGAAUGCUAUAUUUUGCUAUUAAAGAACGACAUGUUUAUAACAA
Messenger RNA from Dunckerocampus dactyliophorus (ringed pipefish), 1615 nucleotides. Its product is annotated as macrosialin-like. Gene Ontology annotation, cellular component: membrane. Lineage: Eukaryota; Metazoa; Chordata; Actinopteri; Syngnathiformes; Syngnathidae. The record is from RefSeq and is a predicted model, not a curated record. The transcript has 6 exons. The coding region runs from base 113 to 1135 and encodes 340 amino acids.